AUGGUCAAUUAAAUUGUUACUCGUUUCAGUAGUCAUAGGAUGGAAAAGUUACUAACAAGAUUUUCAAAAUAUUUUCUUAACAGGAUACAAUUUUUGUCCUAAUUAUCAUAUACAUAUGCCUGGUUUACAUCCACAUCAAUGUGUUUGUAAGUGUUAUUGAUAAUUUUUAGCUUAUUCUUAAAUAUGUUUGGGAGUAACAAAAGUAGAAACUAGAAUAGAUGUGAAUAAUUUUGA
Messenger RNA from Paramecium sonneborni, 234 nucleotides. The record is from the annotation of a GenBank genome assembly. NCBI's taxonomy places the organism in Eukaryota, Ciliophora, Oligohymenophorea, Peniculida, Parameciidae.